Theobroma cacao (cacao) is the source of this 1453-nucleotide messenger RNA. RefSeq names its product expansin-A4. Gene Ontology annotation, cellular component: extracellular region. The record is from RefSeq and is a predicted model, not a curated record. Gene Ontology annotation, biological process: plant-type cell wall organization. Lineage: Eukaryota; Viridiplantae; Streptophyta; Magnoliopsida; Malvales; Malvaceae.
CCCUCACUUAACUCUCACCCCCACCCUCUCUCUCUCUCUCUCUUUGAAGAAAGAGUUGAGUUUUCAGGCUUUUUUUAAGUCAAUAGUCUUUGAAGUAGUUGGAGAAGGGAAAAAUGGCUGUGGUGAGUGUAGUAUGCGUUUUACUCUUUAUCUCCUCAAUGUGGAUGGCUGAAGCAAAAAUUCCAGGAGUCUACUCUGGUGGAGCAUGGCAAAAUGCCCAUGCUACCUUCUAUGGAGGUUCUGAUGCUUCUGGCACCAUGGGAGGAGCUUGUGGCUAUGGAAAUUUAUACAGCCAAGGGUAUGGAGUUAACACGGCAGCAUUGAGCACAGCAUUGUUCAACAAUGGCUUAAGCUGCGGUGCUUGCUUUGAGAUCAAGUGCGCAAAUGAUCCAAAGUGGUGCCAUUCAGGCGGCCCUUCCAUCUUCAUCACAGCAACCAACUUCUGCCCACCAAACUAUGCUCUUCCCAACGACAAUGGUGGCUGGUGCAACCCUCCUCGCCCUCACUUUGACCUUGCCAUGCCCAUGUUCCUUAAAAUUGCAGAGUACCGUGCCGGUAUCGUUCCCGUUUCCUACCGCCGGGUGCCAUGCCGAAAGAGGGGAGGGAUCAGGUUCACGAUCAACGGCUUCCGUUACUUCAACUUGGUCUUGAUCUCCAACGUUGCGGGUGCAGGGGAUAUCGUGAAGGUUAGCGUGAAAGGAUCCAGGACCGGUUGGAUGAGCAUGAGCCGAAACUGGGGUCAAAACUGGCAGUCAAACGCGGUUCUCGUCGGUCAGUCACUCUCCUUCAGGGUCACAGGCGGUGACAGACGCACUUCCACCUCGUGGAACAUCGUCCCCGCCAAUUGGCAGUUCGGCCAAACAUUCGCUGGAAAGAAUUUCAGAGUUUGAUUGUUCAAAAUUUGAAAACCAAACAACGAAAAAAGAAAAAACCAAACAAAGGAACGAAACUAUUAACCCUCCAUAAGUUAAAAAACCAAAGUUAGCAGCAGUAAAAAUGAAGUUUCCCGCCAUAAUCCAUUUCCCAUUUUUACCGUCAUUGGCGCCAAACUUUUCUUCGUUAGGGUGAUGUUUCUUUUUGACCAAUUGGGUUUCGGGUUGGGGCUGCUGGCACUCAUUUAGGUUAAGGGGAAAGAAAAGUGAAGAUUUUCAUGGAUUUUUCUCUCUCUUUUUUGUUCUGACUUUUGGAUUGGUGGGUUUGUUUUUAUUGUGUGAAGGGCUUCUUUUUUUUCAUCUUUUUGUUGUUUUAGCGUCAAGAGAGGAAGGGAAAGAAGAAGUGUAGGGGAAGGACUGAGGCGGCUGCACACAAAAAGGAAAUGUAGCCCGCAGCCUAAUAUAAAUUUAGUGUCACUAGCUAUAGUAUGAUUAUAUAUAUAUAUAUAUAUUUGGGAAGUGUAUUGUUGUAACUUUAUAUAUAAUUGAAUUGGAAUUUUAUAUUUGGUUUGUUUCUCUUA